AUGGAGGAUUGGAUGCCCGUCCUUUCCUUCGAGGAGGCGCUGGAAGCCGGCUCCGAGGAGGCUUCGCGGCCCUCUGUGGCCUCCCGACGUCGGCAGAAGCGGGAAGAGCGGAACAAGAUCCGCCUUGCGCAUGACAAGGCCCGAACCCGAGAGCUGCGGGCCACCCACCAGGUACUGCAGGCUCUUCAUGAGGCUCUGCCUGCCUUCGGGCACAAAUCGGGGUCGGACGAGACGGCGGAAACGGGAAGUCGAAAAAGUCACCCGACAGAAGAGGAGGUAGAUGCGCAGCUUCUGCGGGCAGCUGAGAUCUUACAGGUAGAGUCGCCCUAUCGCGGCAUGCCUCAAGUUUUCGCACCGCCAGAGGGGCUUGACAUUCUGCUGACCAUGAUUGAUCGGCCGCCCAAGUAUCAGGAGAAGUAUUUGUCCCAGGAGUGGUCCCUCAUUUCCAAGGUUUGGGCCUUGGCAGGUGAGCCCAACCUUGACAAUCGGAGGGGACUGGCAGUGGUGGAUAUUGGUGCUGGAAAUGGGAGCCUUGCCUUACUGGCGGCUUUACUCCUGGACGGCCACGCCGUGUUGAUAGACCACACCUUGCCGCCAGAGCCGCUGCGCGUCGAGGAGAGGCUCCCCGAGAUCUACAAGCGCCGCGUGCUGCGCAUCACCGGGGACGUGGGGGAGCUGGAUGCAAGCCGACAGAUCGAGCCCUUGCUGGAGGAGCAUGGCAUCCAAGAGGUGGUGGUCAUCGCGAAGCACCUUUGCGGAGUGGGCACAGACCUCGCCUUGAAACUGUUGAGGCGGUGGUGCAAUACGGAAGCUUCCAAGUCAGUGGCUGUGCUGGGAGCGGCGAUUGCAACUUGUUGCGGGCACAAGAUCGGAGCGGAGGACAAGCAUAUCUUUGCCGAGAUCCACUCAGAGGAUCCCUACCUGAGGCACCUGACAGGUGAUGCAGAUCGACUGCUGUCCUUUCUUUCCAUUUGUACUCGGUGCGUGGCUUGGCGAACCACAGCCAAUGCGUUGGCGAACCGGAUCACUGAUAGGCAAGUUCUUUUGGCCGAGCUCUUUGAGGAUGCCCUGCAGCAACCGCGCUCGAACCUGCUCAAGAGCAUCUUCCCAGCUGCCACCGAAGUCGCUUUUGUCCCAUCGCAGCAAUCCCCGCAGAACCGCUGCCUGCUGGCUGGCUCCCAGCUAGGCGUGAAGCGAGCGCUGGCGGGGGAGUCGUCAGAGGCCCUCAUGGCCGCGCUGAUUGCUACAAGGGACGCGCUUCUUCAGGUGAAUGGCGGAGCUUUCGAUUUGCGGCCACAUGGCAUGGCCUCGACCAGGAUAUGUGAGAAGCCGUUGCAAGACGUGAAUGGACCUGGAUCUUUGAGCAUCUCUGAGCGCAGAUCAAACAUGGAGGAGCCCCGCUCCUGGGGAUUCACCAUGGAGCCCAUGACUCGCGGCCGCCGCGGCGGGACCGCACCGCGCCAGCACAAGGGCCGCGCCCCCAAGGGCCGGCGGAGCGUGUCGCGAAGCGAGUCGCGCCCCGGGUGGGAUGAGGACACGCGGGCGCCGAGUUUGUUUGACACGCAGCUCAGAACCAUCUUCCAAAGCUACAGGAGGGAAAGGGACAGAGCCGACAGAGCGGCCGCGGGGAACCCCCGGCGGGCUCGGGAGCGCGAGCGAGCAGCUUCCCAAGUGCAGCAUACGCAGCAUGCGCAUCACAGACCUGGGCAGCUGCGGCGCAGGCUACAGGGCACCAUGAGGAGAGCAUCAAGCCCCGGAGCUGCGAACAGUUUCCGUGCCUCGCAAGAAUCUCUCAGAGAGUCCUUCAGAGAGUCUGUCAGAGAAUCCGUGGGAGAAUCUGUUAGAGGCUCUGUCAGGGAAUCUGUCAGAGAUUCUGCGGACUUUGUGGAACUUGCACGACCCAUUUGGGAUGCUCCGCCUCCGCCCUUGUUGGCCCAACGACCGCCGAUCUGGGAGCCCGUUGCUGCGAUCACUCCUUUGCCAACGCAGCCAGUACCCCCUGCACCAGAGCUGCUGGGGGUUGCGCAUGUGCAGCGGACGCGAAGUGCCUCCAGCCUGGAGCAGAGGCUAGCAAUUCUGCUACCGGACGCAAAGCCGAUCCGGCAGGAUGUGCUGGUGUGUCAGUCCAAACCAGCAGCUGCAGUCCACAUGGAGACAGAGCCGCCACAGGUACGAAGUUUGUCACAACGAUUGAGCGCCCUGCUGGGUGAAAGUCAAGGUCGCAAACAACAUGAUGCGCGAUGUGGCAAAGAACUUCUUUGGCAAAACAGCUCAAAAGUAAUCGAGAAGGCAGACCUCCUUACAGAUCAAGUGUUGGAGCACAUCCUUGGAGACGCAGUGCGACAUUUGGACACGCUGCCGGACAAGCGCCGGGAGACUGACCGUUCGGUUCCAGGUGUGGCAGGUGAGGUGGAGGUUGCGCCAGAUCCUCCAGAUGCUCUCUCGAGCAUGGUACAGACUGCUGCAGACAAACUGCAGCUGCUGGAACAUGAACUUCGAAUGGCUUACGGUGACCGGCCGGAAGCCGGAUGCGACAAACGUGGAGUCAAGACUGCCUGGUCGCUGUCAUGUGGUUCACGCACCUGUCCGGACUCGGGGCGCGCCGGGAGCGAAGACUCUGAGGAGAGCUGCCAUUUGCGUCGCUGCCGCCAGAGAGGGUGAGAGAGCUGGAGCGGUACCGCGCUCGCUUCGCGCAGCAUUGCUUGGUGGCACGUGAGGCCGGGAUUCAAAGCAGCGAAACCAGAACAGCCACGUGGGUGGUGUGGCCGUUCUUGGCCGACAGUAUCGCCCUUGCUGCUGUGGAGAUGGUCAUCCGAGACGUCAAUGCUGCCAUGGACAACUACGUCGAGAGUAUGGUCCUGGACGAAGUGGGGUGUCCGGCCAAGUGACCUGUUCUCCGCGGGG
Messenger RNA from Effrenium voratum, 2904 nucleotides. Lineage: Eukaryota; Dinophyceae; Suessiales; Symbiodiniaceae. The record is from the annotation of a GenBank genome assembly.